AUAUUAUUUAGUUUGGACAACAAUGGGCAAAGGGACGACUCACCAACAAUCAGUCAGUCAGUACCACACAGAAUGCAGCACAAAUAAAGAAACGUGUGAUUAACAACAAUCACUUAUUCUUCUCCCUCAAAUAUUUCGUCGUAGACCUUUAAUGCAACUCCACUCGCAAUUGCCUUCUUCUUCAGUUCACAUUCACAAUAAUUAAAUCCAAAGUUUGUAUUAAAACAUAACAAAUUAAAUAUAUUCAAUUCGAAACUUAAGGCAAAUCAAAACUUUUAAUUGUCAAGAAAUUUGUACAUGGUUUCAGGCUUUAAAGUCCAGGAGACAUGAAAGUUUUGGACGGAGCAACAUAAAUUGGAAGGAUAGUAGGAAGCUAUUUAUUGGAAUAGUUCUUGCGCUAUAGUUCUGUGCAACCAGUGUGGUAGGCCGAUUGAAGAUUAUUUUUGUCAGGACCAGAAUGGGAAGACCACCUCAAGAACCUAUCGCAGUUGCAUGUUCCUCAUCACACAUUCAGGAGCAACACAGAUUCACAAACUUAUUCACUCCUGGAAAACGCAACCAAGACUUUCUCUCCCACAAAACAACGACGACAACCACCACCACACCGGAAGCCAUGAUCCAGUCACUUUCUCUCGGAGAGAAUUAUUGCUCUUCAUGCGGUCUGCCCACCGCUUGUAAUUGUUCGUCGUCGUCGUCGUCCUCCUCCUUAUCAUCAAGUUCUGCUAGGACUCAGCAGUCUAGAAGAAAAAGUUCAUCGCCAUCCUCUCCAGCUACUCCACCUUCACCCUAUUUUUGGAAACGCACACUCAACAAUCCAAUUGCCAAACGUCCCCUCAAACCUCGUGGAAGUAUUCUUACCCCACCAAAAUUGAAACUGCUUUCGGCACAUUUGGAGGCAUCGACCCCUUCGCCACCAUCUAACCUCUCCUCGGACGUGUUCAUACCAGACCUGAGCAAUUUGUCGCUUGGUUGUAGCAGUUCUGGCAGCUCCGACCUUAACUUGAGACUUCAGCAAUCUUUACAAAUUCAAAGUAAAGGGUCGCUCCCAACCCAAAGUGCACUUCGCUCUUACAACCGUCGUUUUCGAACGUUGAAAUGGAAGACGAGGAUCAAGUGCUCUCUUCUCGAUCAUCCCUCAUCAUCAUCGUCGUCAUCAUCACAGCUGCCUACAAUUCGAGAAGUUCGAGAGGAGGAUGAGGAAGAGGAGGAUUAUGGCGUCGGCCGUAGCGGAGAGAUAGCAGAGACUGUCGAAAGUAAUAAGGUUCAAACUCAUCAUCAGAGUUGCAGUCAGCAAAUAUCAUCCUCAGAGGAUGAUGAAUCUGUUGUGAACGAUGUCAUGAUUGACGAGUUAGCCUCAUAUUUAGAAAAUGGAGUAUACAUCCCGAAAAACUAUCACUAUGUUCCAUAUUUUCUGUAAAAAUAAUACGUAUAUUCAUAAUGAACGAGGUAUCUUAUUUUCCCUGUCACAUCACAGUCGUCGUCUAAUCCAGUAAACCACCCGAACUUUUAUUCUAUAUGUCUGUAACAUUAUUUAUAGUACUUUAUACUUAAAUGCAAUACAAUAUUGUUACAUUAUACAGUUUAGUUGAUUAACAGUCGGGUACACUACGGAGAUUUCAAACGAGUUAAGACAUGUGCAUAGACUUUUGAGGCAAAUUGAAGAAAUUCCUUGUAAAAAAUCACUUUUUUGGUCAAGUUAAGAUGGAAAAUUUUCCUGAUCUUUGCCCAUAAGUUUGUUCACUUUGUUUAAACGACAUUUCUGAUUUCUGUGCAUACUCAACUCGUUUGACACCUCGGUAAUAUAUAUUUCUAUUUUCUAGUUAGUUGUCGGGUCCAACUAGUGUGAAAAAUAAUCUUAAUUUGACGAGGUAUCGCUGUAAUGACCUCACACUUAUUACUUUUUCAAAUGUGGUGAUCAUUAGCCAAAGUUAAUGCCCCUUCUCCACCACACGAUACAAGAACUAACAAAUGAGUGAAAGACGAUUUAUUAAUAAUGUUAUCAUUAUCCUCGAUACGCAUUUCUCUAUCUAUCCUUUUUCAUCUCUCUUCCUUCAUCGUUACCUCUUCUUGUUACAACUCAAUGGAAUAAAACUAAUUUUUUAAAGACGUGAAA
Folsomia candida is the source of this 2113-nucleotide messenger RNA. Its product is annotated as putative protein TPRXL. The record is from RefSeq and is a predicted model, not a curated record. The transcript is spliced from 4 exons. The coding region runs from base 458 to 1417 and encodes 319 amino acids. Lineage: Eukaryota; Metazoa; Arthropoda; Collembola; Entomobryomorpha; Isotomidae.